This is a messenger RNA of Aureobasidium subglaciale EXF-2481, 422 nucleotides long. RefSeq lists its product as uncharacterized. The transcript has a single exon. The coding region runs from base 113 to 349 and encodes 78 amino acids. The record is from RefSeq and is a predicted model, not a curated record. Lineage: Eukaryota; Fungi; Ascomycota; Dothideomycetes; Dothideales; Saccotheciaceae.
GCCGAUUUUGCUUGCUGAGACCUUCCCGAAAACAUCGUUCUCCAGGAUCGGUGACGGCACUUGUGGGUGAGAGUGGGGUCUAAGUUGCGGAAACUCGGGGUGGCUGGAGAAAAUGUGGAUGCUUGCUCGGCUCGGUAGGCUCUUGGCUUGCUUUGUCGGUCCGAGGAGAUCACUUCUUUCAUCAUCGCAAGACCCGAGUACAAUCUUAGGGCGUGCCCAAGGCUUUUGCUGUAACCUAUUACGAGAGGGAUUCGACUUCGGCACAGCACUCCCGUAUCAGACCAUCUGUGAUGUACGGUCAGUCACAUCCUCAAUUGAAAGGCCACCGAUGACCCUAGAGCCUCACUAGGGAAGCACAUGUGAUGAAAGUAGUAGCGCGACGAACAAGUACGGGUUGAUGGGUAUGUCUGAUAUAGCAUGAG